AUGAUGGACAACAAUCGGCGGGACAAUCAAAUUCCCCCCCAACCGCAGUCACCGGAAGAGCUGGCAGAGGAUGAAUUGGUAGAGAAACUUGAACUCCCUCGCUGGCACUCAAUAUCUUUGACAAUCUCUCUGAUGCUGACACUUUUCUGUGUGUCACUGGAUACCACCGUGCUUGCUACUGCUAUUCCAAAGAUAACCACGCAAUUCCAUUCUCUAGACGAUGUAGCUUGGUAUGGAAGCUCAUAUCUUUUUACUACAUGCGCCGUGCAGUUACAGUUCGGCAAAAUCUAUUCUCUGUUCACCACCAAAUGGGUGUUCAUUUGGUCGCUGUUCGUAUUUGAGAUUGGCUCUCUUCUCUGCGCAGCGGCCCCCAACUCAGUCGCCCUCAUUGUCGGACGAAGCAUCGCAGGCUUAGGGUGUGCGGGUAUCAGCUUGGGGUCAUUUGUCGUCAUGACCCAGCUGGUGCCCUUACGCUACCGACCGAUCUAUACCAGCCUGUUGACAUCGAUGCAUGGGAUAGCCAGUGUAGCGGGUCCCCUACUGGGGGGUGUUUUUACGGAUUUCUCUACCUGGCGGUGGUGUUUCUAUAUCAACCUACCUAUGGGAGCAAUUGCCCUCGCGUGCAUUAUUGCUUUCAUGCCGGUAUUGCCGCCUGCCGAGCGACGCGACUUGAACUGGAAAGAAAUAUUUCAACAACUUGAUCCUAUUGGAACAGUUGUACUCGUUCCUGCGGUAAUUUCUCUGCUGUUGGCCAUACAAUGGGGAGGAACAAAGUAUGCAUGGGACGAUGGUCGUAUCAUUGCCCUCUUUGUCCUGUCCGGGGUGCUUACUAUAACCUUCUUUACCAUUCAGCUAUGGAGGAAGGGCAAAGCUACUAUCCCUCUGUCUAUUGCUAAAGACCACAAUAUCCUUGGAGCUAUAUGGUUUUCCGUUUGCGUUGGUUGCACCCUGACCGUCUUCACCUAUUAUCUUCCGAUCUGGUUCCAAGCUGUGAAAGGUGUUUCUGCCACGAAGUCCGGUAUUAUGAAUCUCCCUAUGAUUCUUGGUCUCGUCAUCGUCUCCCUUAUCGCCGGUGCCCUCACUUCAUGGAUUGGAUACUACACUCCACUCCUUAUAGUGUCCGCCAUCAUCACGCCGGUAGGUGCUGGCAUGCUCACUACACUGGAAGUUGAUUCUGGUAUUGGAUACUGGUUUGGAUAUCAAGUCCUCAUGGUGGUUGGCCUGGGCAUAGGUGUCCAGACUGUGAUGCUUGUCCCACAAGUCACGGUCCCUAUGAAAGAUAUGCCCAUAGCUACCACCCUCUUGAUAUUCGGGCAGACUUUGGCAGGGGCAAUCUUUCUGCCCGUUUCCCAGUCAGUCUUCCAGAAUCAGUUGGUCUCCAACCUCCAUCGAUACGCCCCAAAGGCAAACUCCAGCGAUAUUAUUGCAGGUGGUGUAACUGAACUGCGCAGAAUCGUUUCCUCUGAGCAGUUGCCGUCUGUUUUGAAGGCGUACAACAACGCGCUCACUCAAGCCUUCUAUGUAGCUGUUGCCAUGUCUUCACUGUCCUUUUUUGGGUGUGUCUGGUUGGACUGGAUCUCUUUGAAGAGCCCUAAGAAUGCAGCAGAGUUGUCACUACCAGACACACCUACUAUUGAAUUGUCUACUCAGAGGUAG
Molecule: messenger RNA, 1656 nt
Organism: Penicillium hordei
Lineage: Eukaryota; Fungi; Ascomycota; Eurotiomycetes; Eurotiales; Aspergillaceae
Product: MDR family MFS transporter
Exons: 4
Coding region: 1-1656 (551 amino acids)
Biological process (GO): transmembrane transport
Molecular function (GO): transmembrane transporter activity
Source: RefSeq, a predicted model, not a curated record